AUGUCGUCAACAACAACAGCAGUAUCAGAUAAUGAUAUAUUUUCUAGUGUCUCCAUGCCUGUCACCGUAGCUUUGACAGGCACCUUCAUCUUUGUAAUCGUCGCCGGAUUCCUCUCUCUCUUCUUCUGGAGAUGUCUUCUGAAUCGCUUGUUCUCAGCUUGGACUCAUCAGCGAACGCCUUACGGUGACCUAAUCCACGUGGCAAGUCCGCCUGAAAACACCGGCCUCGACCCAUUCAUCAUCCGGUCUUUCCCUCUGUUCCCAUACUCAUCCGCGGCGAUGAAAAACCACGGUGGAGAAUGUGCCAUCUGCUUGUCAGAGUUUUCAGACGAAGACACCAUUAGGCUCAUAACGGUUUGUCGUCAUGGGUUCCAUUCAAACUGCAUUGACCUUUGGUUUGAGUUACACAAGACUUGCCCUGUUUGUCGGUGUGAGCUAGACCCUGGACUGGUCGGAUCUGGAAGAAGCCAUGAAUCUUUGCACAACACUGUCACAAUCACUAUUCAGGACUUAAACCAUGACGAGGAAAAUCCUCCUACUAGUACCAGCUCAAGCAAAAGGGUCAUGGAAGCUCCGGUUUGGCGAUUCUCGAGGUCACAUUCUACCGGACAUUUCAGGGUUAAGACGACGGAUGUGAGUGUGAAGAUCAAAAGAAAACAUUACCAAACAGGUCUCACGUUUGAGCCAAACCCUCCUACAACUAGCUCAAGUAAAAGGCUUGUGGAAGCCUCGGCAAGGCGAUUCUCGAGAUCGCAUUCUACUGGACAUUUCAUGGUUAAGACUACGGAUGUCAACGUGAAGAUCAAAGGAAGACAAUACCAAACAGGAAGCUUUGCCACGUUCGAUGAACUUACUCAGUAUGAUGAAGCUGCACAAUACGGAAUGGCUUGGUGA
Microthlaspi erraticum is the source of this 894-nucleotide messenger RNA. Lineage: Eukaryota; Viridiplantae; Streptophyta; Magnoliopsida; Brassicales; Brassicaceae. The record is from the annotation of a GenBank genome assembly.